ACAGUCAUUCUAUUGCCAGUGAAUAUCUAAAGAUGCUUCCAGUAAUUAUCGCCCUUGCCUUUGUUGGCUCCAGUUCCGCAGCCCAGGAAAAGGACCUUUUCCAAUUGUUUACACUUCCUCCACUUAUCCCUCCAUUUUAUACUCCACUGAGAGACUUACUGAGAGGUGCUGACCUUGAGAGUAUCACCUGCACCAUCACCAUGAGCAUCACCAUCGGCUGCAGCUUCAAGAGAGACGGCGACCAGCACUUCAUCAACUUCCUCGGUCAAGACUUCCCAGUGGGGGGUCAACCGCUGGCUGGACAGGAGGACAUCUCUGGAACCAUCACCAUCGACUUCGGCAAGAGAGUUUACGACUGUGGCUUCAACGGCAUUAACCCAGUCUGUAUUGGCAGAUAAACGUGCACAAUAAUAGUUUUAAAUGUGAUUUAAUUUAAAAUUAAGAAAAUAAUAUAUUAAAAAUAGUAUUCGACAGAAUAAAUUAAACGCAUAUGAAAUUCA
Molecule: messenger RNA, 500 nt
Organism: Physella acuta
Lineage: Eukaryota; Metazoa; Mollusca; Gastropoda; Physidae
Source: RefSeq, a predicted model, not a curated record